AUGGAAGAAUUGUGGGAAGGAUGUAAAAUUUUGGAACAAUUGUUUACCUGUCUGGGGCACCAUGUAAUAAUAAAUAAAGAUCUACCCAACCAAAUAUGCCAUAAUUGUGUCGCAAAAAUAGAAGAUAUAUAUAAAUAUCAACAAUUUAUAAGACAAAAUGAGAUAAAAUUACAACAAGAAUUAAAUAAUAUUAUAAUUCAUUGUGAAAUUGUUAAUGUCAACGAAAUAAAAAUAGAAGAUCAAAUAUUAGAUGAAGAAGCAUCUAUAGAUCAAGUGAAGAAUGUUAAAAUUAAAUCAGAAAAUACAAAAGAAAAUGUAAAAAAUAUACCAGAAUUACAUGAAGAAGUAAUAGAGAAAAAUAAAAUUGAAUUAUGUCCAGUCAAAACAGAAAUAGAAAACAAAAUAGUAGACAAAGAUAUUAAUAAAAUAACAUCAAAUGUAAUAAAACUAGAUGAAACAAAGAGAUUUUCAUGUUUAACAUGUUUCGAAGUGUUUCCAAAUCAAUUGGAACUUUUGAGGCACUACCAGAAUGUUGAAUUAGAGAAAUAUAACAAGAACAAUACAGACAUUGAAAGUAAACCUGUGAAAUAUAAUACAUUCACAGAUGAUAACGGAUUAUAUUACAAAUGUAAAACUUAUCAAACAGCAUCAAUAAUAGUAUCCCAUGGUAAGAUACACACAGGAGACAUAUAUGCAUGUUCAUACAACUGUGGCUACCAGUCUGUACACAAACAUGUUGUGAAAAAUCAUGAGAAGGGACACAAAGGAGAAUUUAAGUAUAAAUGUGAGACAUGCGGAAAGGGAUUCCAAGUGAGGUCAUGGUACCAGCAGCAUCAGAACAUUCAUGAUGGAGUCAAGCCCUUCAAGUGUCAUAUCUGCGGCAUGAGCUUCCAUUUGCAUCGAUAUCUAACAACACAUCGAAGCAACGUACAUCCGCAGUCAUCUGUUCGUAAGCCGUGGGUUUGCAAGCAAUGUGAAUAUCCCUGUGACUCCAAGAAUAGUUUAAAUUUGCAUUUAAAGGAUAAGCACGGACUGGUUAUAAAGAAAUCAAAUUUAUGCGAUGUUUGUGGCAAAGUCUUGAAGGAUUCCCAACAGUUGAAAGUUCACAAGAGAGCCGUUCACUUGAAUAUAAAGCCGUAUGUCUGUGGUACAUGUAACAAGUCGUUCCCAAAAAAAUAUACUCUCAAGAACCACGAACAGACACACAAAGGGAAGACGUUUUUAUGUUCCAUGUGUGACAAGAUGUUCGCUAAGGACGCUAGUCUACAGAAACAUAUACAAAGGUGUCAUAUAACAAGCAAGUACAGAUGUCAUGAAUGUGAUAAAUCAUUCUCAUCGAAGAUGACGUUGACAGUUCACGUGAAGAACUGCAACCGAAAGGAAGAUGGCUCCACUACAUAG
Danaus chrysippus (African queen) is the source of this 1401-nucleotide messenger RNA. NCBI's taxonomy places the organism in Eukaryota, Metazoa, Arthropoda, Insecta, Lepidoptera, Nymphalidae. The record is from the annotation of a GenBank genome assembly.